AUGGCGCUUAACUGGGGUAUAUGCAGCACAGGGAAGAUUUGUAACGACUUCUGUUCUUGUCUGAAGUCUAUGUCUGCACAAGAUCAUCAGAUUGUUGCGGUUGUUUCUAGGUCUAUGGAUAGCGCAAAGAAGUUUGCUUCUAAAUUCGAAAUUCCAAAGACGUAUGAUUCCUACGAAAAAUUUGCAAACGAUCCAGAAAUAGAUGUCGUUUACAUCGGUUCAGUAUGCACAGAACAUAUCAGACUGUAUGUAAUAAUGUUGAAAGGCGGGAAACAUGUAUUAUGUGAAAAACCAUGUUCAAUAUCAGCAGAUGAGGUAAAAAUGGUGAACAAACUUGCAAAGGAGAAGAAUUUGUUCUUUAUGGAGGGUCUCUGGGUUCGGUGUUUUCCCACUUACAAGAAAAUAAGAGAAGAAUUAAAAUCCGGUAUAAUUGGUGAUCCACAAAUGGUGUCAGUUCGAUUUUGUACUUCUGUUAAUUUUGCUGAUUUAGCUGCCAAUGAGAAAUACCCGAUCGAAUCUGGAGGUUUUUUGCUUGAAGCUGGUAUUUAUACUGUGCAGUUUGCUCUUAUGGUUUACGGAGAAUUGCCCGUAUCAAUAACAGCGGUCGGAGAAGUUAUCGAAAAUGGGUAUGAUGUGGAUGAAUGUAUAAUCUUAACCUUCAGCAAAGGUCAGAAUGCAUGCCUCAUGUGCAGCUCAAAAUGUUGUCAUGAAAGGAAUACAACCAUUAUAAACGGAACUAAAGGAAGUAUUGAGGUUGCAAGCCCUUUCUACUGUCCAGAAGAAGUAACUCUACCUUCUGGGAUAUUUAGAAACGAAUUACCUCCUGGAUUUUGUCCAUUCAUUUGGAUAAAUGCGAGUGGAUUACGAUAUGAAGCCGACGAGGUUCGUCGCUGUAUCAAAAAUGGUUUGUUGGAAUGCCCUGAUUUCACACAUAAGGAAUCAGAAAUUGUUCAUACCAUAAUAGAUGAAGCAAGCAAAACAGAUUGGUCGACAUAUACCUCAUACACCAAUAAACGUUGAAAUA
Mytilus trossulus (common blue mussel) is the source of this 1024-nucleotide messenger RNA. RefSeq names its product trans-1,2-dihydrobenzene-1,2-diol dehydrogenase-like. The transcript has 7 exons. Gene Ontology annotation, molecular function: nucleotide binding. Lineage: Eukaryota; Metazoa; Mollusca; Bivalvia; Mytilida; Mytilidae. Bases 1 to 1020 code for a protein of 339 amino acids. The record is from RefSeq and is a predicted model, not a curated record.